UAAGUGUAGCCCCGUGCUUUCACUGACACAGGAAGCAGUUGCUUCAGUGCUGCUGAAAAUUGCUCUUAGGAUCAAAAACACCUUUUCAGCAGCUAGACCACGAUGUAGAAUCACCAGGCGAGGUAUCUGUCACUAGUCUAGUAUCCGAUCCAAUGAAAAUCACAUUUGAGGUGUUAAGAAUUAGUUUUAUUUCCCUAAAGGGACAUACGUCGGCAGUAUGAGCAUCAGGUAGACGGCUGCUUGAAGGGAUUAUGGGAGACAGGAGCCAUGUCAGAAGACACGCUAAGAAACUCCCAGGCUUCCUUUCAGGCGGUGGCUCUUCGGGUUUUUGAUCUUCCUCAUUCAUUGUACAACUCCCUUCCUCAGAUAAAGUUUUCCCCCAGUGUUAAGAAGCUGUUUGCAGUAACAGUUUUCAGUGCGGUGUCUCUCAUUUUUCUUGCCCGUCACUUUAAAAGAAGAAAAGGGAAAACAAAUAAAAAUGCAACAUCUCCAUGGGAACAGGAGCAGUUUGUACCAGAAUUCCUCAGAACUGUGCCUUCAGAAAAAGAUUCCAGUCGCACAAGUAGUCGUCAGAACCUGAGCCUUUCCCUAAACUCCAAGGGUCAGUCAUGUAGUAUGUAUUUGAAUGGAGAGCUGUACAGCAAGUUUUCAGGCUCAGUACAGAGUCUGGCCUCGGUGAAGAGUGCCAAUUCUUCAAACAGCUGUGCUUGUGCCAGCCACUCCUGGGAUAAAGCAGCAGAUGAUAUUGCAAUGAGUUUGGUCAAUAUCCCUGUAACUACUCCUGAAAACCUGUACCUGAUGGGCAUGGAGUUGUUUGAGGAGGCCCUGAGACGCUGGGAACAGGCCCUGACCUUUCGCAGCCGCCAAGCCGAGGAUGAGGCCAGCUGCAGCUCCAUCAAACUGGGGGCUGGAGACGCCAUAGCGGAGGAGAGCGUGGAGGACAUCAUUAGUGCUGAAUUCAUCCACAAACUGGAGUCUCUGCUGCAGAGAGCUUACCGCUUGCAGGAGGAGUUUCAGGUCACUCUGGGGGCUUCAGACCCCUCGUCUCUUGCUAAUGACAUUGAUAAAGACACAGACAUCACCGUUAAAGAGGAUUCUGAUGACUUCUGUCUGAGGGACACAUUGAGCAUCGCAUCUACAGAUUCAUUUGUCUCCGCGGCUGAGCUGUCAGAGCAGAGAGAGCUUCGGAAUGCCUUCGCUCUGAGUGCUCUGUGUCACUGCCCACUGUAUGAAGAGGCUCUGCAUCAGGCCGAGGAAGGGAAAAUCUCCUGCAGAGUGCUGAGGACAGAGAUGUUGGAGUGUUUGGGGGACACUGAUUUUCUCGCCAAGUUGCAUUGUGUGCGCCAGGCAUGCCAGGUCUUUCUCUCUGAAGCUGGAACUCGGACAUUUCUUGCUGAAACAGGAAAAAAGAUUUUGUCAGCUAUAAUAGUGAAAGCACGCAAGAGCCCGAAGAGAUUUGAGGAGGUCUUUGAGGAAAUGAUGGAUUUCUUAGAGCAAACAGACCACUGGGAGAACACCAAACUAGAACUUGCUACACGAGGGGUAAAGCAUCUGAAUUUUUAUGACAUAGUCCUGGACUUCAUUCUGAUGGAUUCUUUUGAAGAUUUAGAAAACCCGCCCAUUUCUAUCCAGAAUGUUGUCAACAACCGCUGGCUCAACAGUUCUUUUAAAGAAACCGCAGUGGCUUCCAGCUGUUGGUCAGUACUGAAGCAGAAGAAGCAACACAUGAAGGUGCCCGAUGGCUUCAUUGCACACUUCUAUGCUGUAUGUGAACACAUCAGCCCAGUUUUGGCUUGGGGAUUACUUGGGCCCAAAAGCUCCCUGCAUGACUUCUGCUCCUUCUUUAAGGAUCAGGUGCUGUUCUUUCUCAAAGACAUUUUCGACUUGGAGAAGGUGAGGUACACCAGCACAGAGAGCCUGGCGGAGGACAUGCUGCAGCUGCUGCACCACCGCUCCGAGCUCCUCAUGGCUUACCUGGGAGCAGAGGCUCUGAGGCACGUCAACGGCUGCGUGAGCGGCCAGACCCAUGUGGUGACCAGCGGACUGCCGGAGUCACGUGUGCAGUGACCAGCUUUGCUCUGUUAGCUUCAGCACUUUGGUGUCUUUGAAAAUAUUAGCACCUCAAAAUGCACAGCAAUGCAAGUUCAAGAUGGACUCAGGGAAGGUUUCCACAGAAUGGUAUCGGGUUCAAAAUUCCAAUGUUGUUGUUGUUGUUAUUAUUAUUAUUAUUAUUAUUAUUAUUAUUAUUAUAUAAAUGUUGCUAAUAUUUGUUUGGUUUUAAACCUGGCGAGAUCUAUUGAACAACUUGAAAGAAAAGGAUUUGCUGUUCAUCUUGGUGGCUGUUUUAAUUUGAAAUACUGUAAUCCGUGCAAUAAUUGUGUUGCACCUUAGAUUUAUGGAAUUAUAUCUGCCAAAUUGUUAUGUGAAUUUUUUCCUUAACAAUCAGUGUGUGGCCAUGAAAUGAGUUGUCGCUUGUCAUAUGAAUAUUUAAUGCUCUGUUAUGAUUGUAAACCUAAAGCCACGUUGCUGCUUUGUAUGCCUUGUUGGAAAACAGAUUUCAACACUAUGUAAUCACUGCUAGACCUUGAUAGAGGUUUUCUUUUGAGAUUGUAUAUGGAUCUCAAACGGCUGGUACAUGCUUAGCACCCUUAUAUUUGAAAUACUGGAAGCUUACGUUUGUGCAAUGAAAUGCAGUGAAUGUAUCACUCUGUUCUUUAAUGUGCAAAAGCCUUACUCACGGUAUGCAAAUCCAUCAUUGUUCUGAUUUUGGGGUGACAAUGAUCAGAGCAGACCUGAUUGGCGAAACAGGUAUGUUAACAUGCACUUAGUAUUUUGCAUACUACAGUAAGAUGCAUUUUUUGUUUGUGGAAUAUGCCAUUCCUAUAGAAUUUCCUGCAAAAUUGGAGCUCAUGGACAGAAAUCCAUUUUUAAACAAAUGAAGUUGUGUGAAUGUUUCUUUCGGGAUUCUGCAAAC
This is a messenger RNA of Polyodon spathula (Mississippi paddlefish), 2974 nucleotides long. Its product is annotated as mitoguardin 1-like. The transcript is spliced from 16 exons. NCBI's taxonomy places the organism in Eukaryota, Metazoa, Chordata, Actinopteri, Acipenseriformes, Polyodontidae. The record is from RefSeq and is a predicted model, not a curated record. Gene Ontology annotation, biological process: mitochondrial fusion. The coding region runs from base 268 to 2067 and encodes 599 amino acids.